This is a messenger RNA of Raphanus sativus (radish), 979 nucleotides long. RefSeq lists its product as uncharacterized. The record is from RefSeq and is a predicted model, not a curated record. Bases 70 to 798 code for a protein of 242 amino acids. NCBI's taxonomy places the organism in Eukaryota, Viridiplantae, Streptophyta, Magnoliopsida, Brassicales, Brassicaceae. The transcript has 2 exons.
CUAUAAAUUAUGAUUUUUUUUUCCAAAUUUAUGUACAUAAAACAUAUUCUAAAAGAAACCUGACUAAAUAUGAAAUACGCAGAGAUAUCUCAUUUUAGUCACCCAAAACAUAACCUUAAAUACGACUACACCGAGAAGCCCUUCAAGUGUGAUGGUUGCAAUGAAGUAGGGAUCGGCUCUCGGUAUCGCUGCUCCAAUGAUCAUCAAAGCUGCGAUUUCGAUCUCCAUGCACACUGCGCGUUACCUUCCGCCACCAUAACACAUCCUUUCUACAAAAAGUGUACGUUUCAGUUUUUCGCUAAGCCGCCAGGGAAUGAAAGACGGUACUGCAACGCGUGCCAGAAGGACGUGUCCGGAUUCGUGUACCAUUGCAGGGCAUGCGGUUUUGAUCUUCACCCGUGUUGUGCUAUGCUUCCUAUGGUUUUGGACGAUGGAGAGACCAAGCUCUUCCUUCACCGCAAAGUUAGCUCGUCCUGUCAUCGAUGUGGAAGAAAAGGCCGUAGCUGGAGUUACAGGUCGUCUUGCAAAAAGUACAAUCUCCACGUAGCGUGCGUGAGGGAGAUGUUGGUGGAGAAUUGGCAGGAGCUGUACAAUGGACAAAGUGGUAAAAGCAUAGAAGGCAAGAGCCUGGCGUUAAAGAACACGCUCGAGCAUCACCACCGUAGCAGCAGCAAAGGCAAAGUCCAGAAGUGCUGUGAGAUCGCUGGAAUGGCCGUGCAGUUCGUUAUCUCUGCCGUGCUUGGUGAUCCAACGGCCCUUAUCGCCGGAGUUGUAGGCUCCCUCAUCUCCCGAGGAUGAUCCACCUUCUAAUUAAUGAUAUCUCCAUCUUCCUACUUUGGGUGUUCACUUAUCGUGUUAUAUAUAAAAACUCUUAACUAAAUCAUCAGACCAGUGAAGAUUUAUUUGACCAAUUAUCGUGUUACAUAUAAAAACUCUUAACUAAAUCAUCAGACCAGGGAAGAUUUAUUUGUUCAUUUCC